UUAUGAAUGCAAAAAUAGAAGUUUAGGUGUCUGAUAUGUAAAUUCAUAAGAAUUGAGUGGUUGUAUGCAUGCGAAUCUGCCUUAAAUUUAAACAAAUCAUUACCAAAUUUGAAAUUCCUGAGUUUUUUUUCUCUUUGGGGGAAAAUUUUUCAGAAAGCUGGCCGCAGAAUCCGCGGCCUGUUUUAAUCUCAUAGUUUCCAAAUAGGAUAAAUUGGUUGGUCUUAAAUCUUUCCCCUUUUCUUCGAUCUCCUUCCUCCUCUCCUUCCAAUCACUUAAUAGCCUCAGAUUUGAAUCAGGAUUUUAUUUUAUUUUUGCCUUUGAUCGUCCAAUCAUUGGCAGGUUUUCAGCUAAGAUUCUGUUAUUUAAAUAUAAGUUCCGUGGAUAACAAAAAUGGUUUUUUGACCCGUCCGGCUUGUCUUCUUCCUCUUUCUGAUUCGAAUGUCGUUCUUAAUGGCGACCUUUUGAUUGCGUGUUAAAGGGGAUUCUCUUUUAUUAUUUUUAGCGUUAAGUCACGCUUCUUUCGCUUCAUUGAGGACCUUCUUCUUCAAUCGUCUCUCUUCCUUUGAUCGCUUUGUUUCUGAAUAGAUUGGAUUUGGGAGGAGCAGAGGUUUUGGAGCUAUAUUCUCUGUUUUGCAGAAGCUUUCAGUGGUGCUGGAAGGCUUCCUUUUGAAGCAUAUACUAUGGGUUUGAUCUGUUCGUGCUUCUGCGUUGAGGAUUCUCGCAAUCCAUAUGGGUCACUAUAUAGACCUUGUGGCUGUCUAAGUUUCUUGUCUCAACGGUUCAUGCUUAUGUACACUUUAUUAUUGCAACGAGAAGAGCAUGCGGCUCCUUCAUCUUCAUCUUCCUUGGCUCCUGUUGCACCGAUAACGGAUGAAUCUUAUUCUAGCACAUUUCGCUCUCCUCCGAGACCUCUAGCUUUCGAUGACCCCAUAUUCACUCGGAAACGUGACGAUGGGCCUGCGAGAAGACACGAAAAAACUUUAACUCAUUCUUACGAAGAAUCGGAGUCACUCAGCAGAGUAAAGAAUGAGGGGAAGAUUGAAUCAGCGUGCUUAGCUGCUAAGUUGUGUGGUUAUAACUGUCGAGUGUCCACAAAGUGCUGCUCAGAGUCCUCACGGAAACAUUCCUCGACUGAAAUAAUGAGUGGGGCAACAUGCAUGUUUCCCUCAUCUGAAGAGGAGGAUGUGUGCCCAACAUGUCUUGAAGAAUAUACUUCUGAUAAUCCCAGAAUAAUAUUACAAUGUUCUCAUCAUUUUCAUCUUGGUUGCAUAUAUGAGUGGAUGGAGAGAAGGGAACUAUGCCCUAUUUGUGGCAAGGUAAAUUGCAUUUUACAUGUUAAUUACUCGUUCUUGAUCUAUAAGAUUGAAAUAUUUGUCCAUUUUUGUCAUUUCAAACCUGAUUUUAUACAUUGAGGGCUCUCUCCUGAUGCAAUUUUACUCGCAGGUGAUGAUCUUCAAUGAAACCAGUUGAUGGAACAACCAAUAGAGCUUCCCUUCAGUUUAGAAUUUGUGAAUAUGUAGGCACUGCUUUCAGUGAAAUUUAAUCUGAGAGUCGUUGCAUUUGUGAAAUUAAAAUGUGGAGUCCCUCUGCUUUAUUUAUUUUUUCUCUUAUUUGAUGUAUCAUAAAAUAAAGUUUGUACAGAAGAAAUAUUCUGCUGCAUCCUCUGCUGGAAGGAGGAUUCUGUUGAACAGCUUUUGAAUUCGUGUUGUAGAAACCCCUGAUUGGAAUUCUCUGUUAAUUUAUAGGUUUUUUUUUUUUUGGAAUUAUUUGGCCGGUUCAAGACCUUCGCUAAAUGUUCUAAAUAUCUUUAUGAUG
This is a messenger RNA of Phalaenopsis equestris, 1815 nucleotides long. RefSeq names its product E3 ubiquitin-protein ligase At3g02290-like. The record is from RefSeq and is a predicted model, not a curated record. The coding region runs from base 681 to 1412 and encodes 243 amino acids. NCBI's taxonomy places the organism in Eukaryota, Viridiplantae, Streptophyta, Magnoliopsida, Asparagales, Orchidaceae. Gene Ontology annotation, molecular function: ubiquitin-protein transferase activity. The transcript has 3 exons.